This is a messenger RNA of Aspergillus melleus, 1848 nucleotides long. RefSeq names its product putative C6 transcription factor. The transcript has 3 exons. Gene Ontology annotation, biological process: DNA-templated transcription; regulation of DNA-templated transcription. Lineage: Eukaryota; Fungi; Ascomycota; Eurotiomycetes; Eurotiales; Aspergillaceae. The coding region runs from base 1 to 1848 and encodes 615 amino acids. Gene Ontology annotation, molecular function: zinc ion binding; DNA-binding transcription factor activity, RNA polymerase II-specific; DNA binding. The record is from RefSeq and is a predicted model, not a curated record.
AUGGAUUCGGCAUCCACGACAUCCACAUCGAAGAAUGGCCGGGCUACGCGCUUGUCUCUGGCUUGUUCGCCCUGCCGCUCGCGCCACAUGAAAUGCGACGGCAAGCGACCUCAAUGUGAUCGCUGCUCUGAGGCAGGCAAACAGUGCAUCUAUCCCCAAUCUCGACGCGGUGGGCUCAACCGUGCAGCUCUAGCUGAACGUCGCAAACGGCUAGCAGCGGCAGAAGCAGGGGCAUAUCCAGUUAAUGACACGGAUUCGCAGGGAGCUGCACCACUUGGGCAGCCCCAGGAGCGUCCCGCUUCGCACCGUCAGAUGGACUCUCACCACGAGCCUGUGACGCUCGAUUUCAAUCCUGGAGCCGAUACCAAUGAAAUAUUCUUGCGAGAAGCAAGCCCAAUUAAUUCGUACGACAUCGAAAAUGAUCCACUGAUUGAUUCCUACUACAAGAACUUCCACAUAUGCCAUCCCUUCAUCUUACCACAAAAACACCUAAAAAGGUUAUAUGAAGAUCCGAGCAGACAACAAAGCUUCGCACCGCUGGUUGCUACUCUUCGCUUCCUUGGGAAUAUAUACAAGGCGCGAGAAUGGUCAAUACCAUUAAAAGAGUGCCUGGAAGCGUCCGUUUCCCAAGCGCCUGCGUCAGAUCCUAUCAUUGUUCAAUGCCGACUCUUGUACUCAAUCGCCUUAUUCUGGCACGAUCUCAACGGCGACUGUCAAUUACAGAUGGACAUGGCCACCAAGCUCGCCGUUGAUCUGCAAAUGUUCCGUCACGAAUUUGCGGCUGCCCAGGGAGCCGACGAUCUUGUGCUGAAGGAAUCGUGGAGACGAACAUGGUGGAUGCUGUACAUCGUGGACGCAUACUACGCCGGAACCUUGGGGACAACGAACCUCCGAGUGGUGGACAUUGACGCGACGGCAGAAUUACCGUGCGAUGAGUUGGACUACGAGUCUGGAACAAUACCAGCCCCCAGAACCCUGCAGGAAUUCAAUUGCCGUGAAUUCGGGCCCCAGGAUAUGCACUUCUCGUCUUUCGCAUAUCUUAUAGGCGCAGUACAGUGCGCCGCAUCUGCCAUGUCCACCACCCCAAACAUUGCUGCCGAAGAAGAGUCGGCACAUAUCAUCCAAGCUGUUGACUGUAGCCUGGACGGAUGGCGUCUUCUAUUACCACCAGAUCGCAAACAAAUCAUGGACGCGACCGGUGAAGUCGACGAGCUCAUGUUCCAAGCCCAUUUGAUGAUUCACGUAUCAACCAUCGGACUCCACCGUCCGUUGUCGGCCCUCAAAUUCAACGCCGUUGAGAAUAUCUCCAGCUGCGGUCGUGAGCCGGCCCUUGAUACAUCAACCCCGGACCAGGUUAACGUACACACUGUCCGAGUGCUACGGGCUAUAGAGGCACAAAUCCGGCUCUUAGCCUUACCAGUCCGACAAUUUCACCACACGCCCUUCACCAACUGCAUGGUGAGCGAAGGGACGCUGGCGCUACUUUCCGCCUGCAGUACCCUCCUCAAGGGAAAUGAUCUACGCAUCGCAAGAGAUCAGAUUCGGAUGACGCUCGGAUGCCUUAGGGUGCUAGGGGACGUGUGGCCGAGAAUAGCGAGGAACGUGCGGGAGAUACAGACUAUUGCGCAAUGCGUGCUGAGGCUUGGAGAUGUGGCCCAUAGCGGCAGGACGCCUGCAGUGAAUGAUAACUCCUCUUCGGGGACAGUAAUGCCAAGUUCUGGUUCCAACACCGACGAUAUACAGAGCAACGACAUUGAUCUGAUUGCGUCCUUGGGGAACAUUGACGACUUAUGUGGUUGGUAUAAUUUCGGAACGCCGGAUGGUCUUACGUGGGGGAUGGAGCAAUAG